AUGGGAGAGACGGGCGCCGGGCGAGGCUCGGGACGCGCUCUGGGCGCGCUCCUCCCGCGCCCCGUCGCCCGCCGCCUCCCCGACGGCCGCCCGCGCCCCGCCGCUCCCGUCCCCGCCGUCGGUGCCAUGAAGCGGGCGCACCCCGAGUACAGCUCGUCGGACAGCGAGGAGCUGGACGAGGCCGUCGAGGUGGAGAAGGAGAGCGCGGACGAGAAUGGGAACCUGAGCUCGGCCGCGGGCUUCAUGUCUCCCUCCACCACCUCGCAGAUCUUGGCCAGGAAGAGGCGCCGAGGGAUCAUCGAGAAGCGCCGCCGCGACCGCAUCAACAACAGCCUGUCCGAGCUGAGGAGGCUGGUGCCCAGCGCCUUUGAGAAGCAGGUAGCGCCCAGCGACCCUCCGCGCUGCGCCCCCCUGCCUUCCCUUCUCUCCCAGGGAUCAGCCAAGCUGGAAAAAGCAGAGAUUCUGCAGAUGACUGUCGAUCACCUGAAGAUGCUGCAUACCGCAGGAGGGAAAGGUUAUUUUGAUGCUCAUGCUUUGGCUAUGGACUAUCGGAGUCUAGGUUUUCGAGAGUGCCUGGCUGAAGUUGCUCGAUACCUGAGUAUCAUAGAAGGUCUGGAUGCCUCUGAUCCUCUGCGAGUUCGACUCGUGUCUCAUCUCAACAAUUACGCCUCUCAACGGGAAGCAGCGAGUAGUGCGCACACUGGCAUUGGACACAUUCCUUGGGGCAGUGCCUUUGGACAUCACCCUCACAUACCUCACCCGUUGCUGCUGGCUCAAAGUGGGCAUGGUAAUACCAGUGCUACAGCCUCUCCCGCAGAACCACAUCACCAGACCAGAAUUGCUGCCCCACACGCUGAAACUUCCUCACUCAGAGUGCCCCCAAAUGGCAGCGUCGGACCAGUGCUCCCUGUGGUCACGUCUACUACCAAACUGUCUCCUCCUCUUCUCUCCUCCAUGGCAUCUUUGUCUGCGUUCCCCUUCUCCUUCGGCUCCUUUCAUCUGCUGUCCCCCAACGUGCUGAGCCCAUCGACACCAACGCAAUCAGCAACACUCAGCAAACCCUACAGACCCUGGGGGACUGAGAUUGGUGCCUUCUAA
Cinclus cinclus is the source of this 1098-nucleotide messenger RNA. It is a transcript of the gene HEY1, whose product is annotated as hes related family bHLH transcription factor with YRPW motif 1. The coding region runs from base 1 to 1098 and encodes 365 amino acids. Gene Ontology annotation, molecular function: DNA-binding transcription factor activity, RNA polymerase II-specific; protein dimerization activity; RNA polymerase II cis-regulatory region sequence-specific DNA binding. The transcript has 5 exons. NCBI's taxonomy places the organism in Eukaryota, Metazoa, Chordata, Aves, Passeriformes, Cinclidae. Gene Ontology annotation, cellular component: nucleus. Gene Ontology annotation, biological process: circulatory system development; regulation of neurogenesis; negative regulation of neuron differentiation. The record is from RefSeq and is a predicted model, not a curated record.